This is a messenger RNA of Puntigrus tetrazona (Sumatra barb), 4628 nucleotides long. It is a transcript of the gene lrrc18b, whose product is annotated as leucine rich repeat containing 18b. Bases 524 to 1291 code for a protein of 255 amino acids. Gene Ontology annotation, molecular function: protein binding. Lineage: Eukaryota; Metazoa; Chordata; Actinopteri; Cypriniformes; Cyprinidae. The transcript has 2 exons. The record is from RefSeq and is a predicted model, not a curated record.
UACAAUAAUAAAGUCUCUUAUUAAUUGUAACACAGACAAUGUGAAGUAUCCCAUAUUCCAUAAAUAAAAUAUAACAUAAAAAGUUGAGUUGACCUUAACCCUAACCCUAAUAGUUUACAUUCAGCCAAACUACUAACUAGCUGUCUGUCAGGUACUGAUCUCAAAGGGUUAAGCCACAAACCAAGUUACAAUGCAGAAAAAUAUCACAGCGACAUGCAUGCUAAGAUUUGUGCAUAAACCUAUAAUGAACCUCCUGUAAACUCACAACAGAGCAAUAAAAGACAGCCCUCGGUUGCCUGGAGAUCAGCCAAACAAAGAGUGCUUCGCAGCAAAGCCCAAACAGCUCCGUCCGCUCCGAGGAAGCUUACCCUGCUGGUUUUUACUUACAGGCUUUCCGAGAGAAGCUUGUGCAUUAUUCACACAGAACGGAUCCUUGACAAAGACGAGCCGUAAUGAUACGAACACGCUACUAGUUCAGCUCUACAGCUCUCCGAGAAACACAGAUCCAAUCACAGCAGACACAAUGGUGAAGGGGAAGAAGAAAUCAAGCGAACCUUCCGGUAGAAAAAUCACACUCAAGAUGGCUAAGAACGCUCUGAAGGUGACCGUAGAUGGCAAGCGUCGUCUCGACCUCAGCAACAUGGCGAUCGCCACAUUUCCCAAGUGCAUCCUGAAGCUCUGCGACAUCGAGGAGCUGGACCUCAGCCGCAACCUUCUCAAGAAGAUCCCAGACGCCAUCGACAAGUUCGUGAACCUCCGUCUGCUGGACCUGCACAGCAACCAUCUGGAGCAGGUCCCUGCGGCUAUCGGCCGUCUUCAUAACCUCUACAACCUCAACCUCUGCAACAACCACCUGAGCUCCUUGGGCCUGCCGCACGAGCUCGGGCUCCUGAGGAACCUGCGGGUCCUUAACCUGGGAAUGAACAGCCUCGAGAGCUUGCCUCCGUCCAUGUCCGCCCUCAAGGAGCUGCAGGAGCUGGGCCUCUUCAACAACCUCCUGACUCAGUUGCCUAAGUGCAUCCAAAGCCUCCCAAAGCUGCAGAAGCUGAACACCAGAUCCAACCCCAUCCCUGCAGCAGAGUCUCCAGACGUAGACCGUAUCCAGAGAGCCGAGUGUCUGUAUCUGGUGCGGGAGGACUGUCUGUGCACCGACUGUCUGAAGAGAUGCAAGGAGGAGCGAGAGAAGUUAGACAGACGAAUGAGUGCAGCUUCUACGCUAAAGAAGUCCAUGUUUGCUGGGUUCAUUACGCCAAACUCUGUAGCACAGGAGAACCAGGCUUUAUGGAGGUGAACUAAAGUGCUGGAAUAAUCUGUCCAAAUCCAUCUUGUUGGUAUCUACACUCUUAAAGUGGUCGCCAGAUGACCAUUUUUCCAACCUGGUCUCAUAAAAGUUUUUGCAACACCAUUUUAACAUACCUUACUGCAGAAGGAACACAAUUAGUUGGUUCCGAUCCUUUUUUCAGAAGCAUCUUUUAGGAAAACCUAAAAGAAAUUAUCGCAGAAACGUGAAAACACUGAUCGGGGGGAUAUUCUCUAAAAUUCAGCCACUGCGUCUCAGAUUUAGGAACAUCAAAGUGUCUGCUGUGUUCGUUAUUGCACUCAAGAGUCUUGCUAAAAAGUGCAUCAAGGCACGUUUAUGCCAUGAGACCAGGUAGCAUUUUUCACAAGUUCAUAUGGUUCUUACAUUUAUUAAUUUAGCAGAUGCUUUUAUCCGAGCGAGGACAAUAGAAGCAAUUAAAAUCAACAAAAGAGCAACGAUAUGCAUGUGCUAAUGCUUUAGCAAAACUCAGAAUAGAAUAGAAAAACAAAUAGGAAACAAGCAGUUAGUAAAUCAAUAGAGUGUCGGUCUAAAAUGGGCGAGUUUUUCUAAAUAAUAGAAAAUUAGAAAUAGUGAGUGCUAUAAUGAAAAGCAUAUAACAUACUUUGGUUAAAGUUUCUCAAUGGUAGUAUAAAACAGCACCCUUUUCGCCUUCUCAAAAUCAGCUCUGUUCACAGCAAGCUGUUUUAGUGCAUGUCGCUUUAAAUGUUAAUGAGCUCUGCUGACCCCGCCCCUCUCUUCUGUGGAGUGAGCUACAGUUCUUUGCGAAACAUUAAACUUUAAGCCCAGCUCACACUGAGCGAUUUUGGCCACGGUUCGUUCAUCUGAGACAAAUUGAGCAAUUCCUAAAAGAUUCCUAUAAUCCCACAGUGUGACACGUCCAUACAGCCUGACAUUUAGAACUAUUAAAAAUCUGAGCCGUAUUCGUCAUGGAACUUGCUAUCUAGCACAUUAUUAGGAAAAGGAGGUUUUCAAAGAUUCAUAAAAGAACCUUGAACUUAAGGAGUUUAAGCUUAAACUACUUCUGGAGUUGAAGCUGGAUUGGCGCAAACAUAAACAUAUUUAGGUAGAUGAGGGAUCAGUGCAUUUCCUUUUUUAAGCUACAACCACCAAACUUGGGUCAGACCUUCUGACUGGUUUGACUGGGAUUGCUCUCUUUUUUCUGGCUGAUCAGACUUACCCUGUCUGUUAAACGGAAGAUCAAAUCCACAAAAAUUACCCUAGGCUUUCACGGGGGGUGUCAAAACUUUUGUACAAUAAGAUUUUUAAUAGUUUGAGCUGCCUGUCACUAGCAAAGCUCAAUGACUGUCCUAUGAGAACAUGCUAGAAACAUUCUAAUAACAUGCUGGUUAUGCAGGUAACAUGUUAGCAAGCAUGCUGAUAAUGCUAGAAACAUGCUAGCAACAAGCUUUUCUAAUCACGCUAGAAGCACAAAAACAGCAUCGUAACAUGUUCAAGUAAUCAUACUAGCCAUGUGUUAAAGAUUCUAACCACAUGCUAGCAGCAUCUAUCUAAUCCAUCCAUCUCCUUUCACACUUAAAGCUUUUACAUCUUUACAACACUUUUGAUCAUCGUCAAAUAAAUUUUGUCUAAGAGUUCAUAUAGAUCUGCAUUAAACGCUAUGCACUACUUUUUUGUUUCAUGAAAUCACAAUAAAUGAGAAUUAAAAAUGUGUUCAUAAGUGAUUCCUCCAAUAAAUCUUUGAGACAUGAGAAGAAAGAAAGAGCGGGUGUCUGCAUUUUGUUUGGUAUAUCAUUAACUUUCACAACUCAAAUAUCCACUCUAUGGAGUCAGAUAAUUAAUUAACUAAGACUCGAAUGACAGAGUUUCUGCAAAAUCAGUCAGGUUGAGCAAUACCUCCCAUCUCGCUGGCUUUCCUAGAAUAUCAUUUGUUUGCGCACUACUAUUGUUGUUCUAUUAUUGGUUUGUAUCUUAUUUGAUACACCACGCUUUUACGGCUCAUAUAGUGAGAAAAUGGAGCUCACACUUGUCAGUUUCACUCAAAAGGUCCAAACGCACAAUUCGGUGCAGAUGUUAUGUUUAUAUGAUCUUUCGAUUAUGAAAAUCGUUAAAGAAAAAAAAAACGUUUACCAUGACCUGCAGGUGAAGGUUCUACAAAUAAAUGGCCAUUUGCUAAAAAGGUCUGAACUAUCGAUCAGAUGAAAGGCAUGUCGGUAGCGUUCAGGUUCAUCAUGCAUUAGCUUCUGUGUGCAACUAGAGAGCAGCAAAGCUCUAAAGAGCCUCAGUUCUCGCUGCUGCCCCCUUCAGGACACACAGUCACAUGACAGCACGUCUGGAGCGUGUGAGCGGCACACCUGUCAGUUUAAUCGCUGUGUGCAUUUGCUGAAGUUUUAGGCUUCAUGAAUAAAUAUAGAUGUAAAUUAUUUAAAGCUACAAUUCAUAAAUGCCAAAGAUGUCGAUAUGAGCUUAAUGACUGUAAAUGGAGAAAGAUCCGGGCAGAAUUGAACGUAUAAUAGCUUGUAAGGUUACCGGUACGACAUCUACUUUUUGAAGUGCUGGUGAAUGCAAUUAUGCUCAUAUAGAUUUUCUUUCUCCUCAUUUCUCUUAAGGACCUGUCCCUUAAUUAACAUUCAGCUCAAUUGUAUUGAUUCUCCCUCAUUGGCACUGUUGUGAAGACCUGCUCAUGACAAGUGACACGUUAAAUGUCUGAAAAGAGUUCUCUCAGUUUAUUUAGUUAACAUGGCAAAUAAAGAAGAGAGUAAUAUAAGUGAAAUGUGCAGAUUGGUGACGUGUUUUGUUGUUUUGUACAGUGUGCAUCGUGUGAUUGAAAUGAAUGAAGUCCUGGCGAACCAAACCGAUGAACACUAAUAAGUGGAGCAUGUGAAGUUUUGAGUAUUGUUUUUUUGGCGUUCCACAUCUUGAACUGAAUGAUUUAAGUGAGGUCUGUAAUCCGACGGCACCCACCAGAAGACAAAGUAAACAAAACUCAACACUGCUGUUGGGCAGAAGUGGAUCAAAGUCAAGCCAAAAUAGUAUGGGAGAACAAACAUUUUAGUCUCCGACUCUGGUGGUCCACGUUCUUGAGCUGAAAACAACAAAAAAACAGCAAGGGACUACUUGAAAAUCACUGCAGUAAUAUGCAAAAUUAUUUAAAAAAUUAUAAAUAUGAUUAUAAUGCAUGUGAAAUUAUGUAUGUUUUUUUUCCACAAACGUUAGACUACAUCACAUAAGUUAAUUUUCAUCAAAUUAAAAAAUAAUGUGGUGUUGCAUGUGGUGAUCUGUGUGUAAACUCUGGAAAAUAACACCAAUAAUCCAAUAAAAAUACACUGCAUUGAAUUACUUAAAACCA